AUGCAGGGUGUGCCUGCCUUGUUCAGAUGGCUCUCGAAAAAGUACCCCAAGAUUGUCCAGAGCGUUGAGGAGGACGAGCCAGGGCAGAUGACGGGCCCGGAUGGCGAGAUGAUUGAGGUGCCUGUGGACAUUUCACGUCCCAAUCCCAAUGGCGAGGAGUACGAUUGUUUAUACCUAGAUAUGAAUGGUAUUGUACAUCCAUGUACGCACCCGGAAGGGAAGCCGGCGCCGGAGACAGAAGAAGAAAUGAUGGCAGAAGUGUUCCAGUACACAGAGCGCGUCGUCGCUAUGAUCCGCCCACGGAAACUGUUGAUGAUGGCCAUUGACGGUGUAGCGCCCCGUGCCAAAAUGAACCAGCAGCGAUCCCGUCGCUUUCGUUCGGCGCAGGAUGCCAAAAUCAUGCACGACCAGCGCGAGCAGGAGCUGGCCGAGCGCAAGAAGAAAGGCCAAGCGGACGACGACGAAAGCGUGAAAAAGUCGUGGGACUCGAAUGCCAUUACGCCCGGUACGCCGUUUAUGGACCUGCUUGCCUCCUCGCUGCGAUACUGGAUCGCCCACAAGCUCAAUACGGACCCUGGCUGGAAGAAUUUGUGUGUUGUGCUCUCAGAUGCCAGUGUGCCUGGAGAAGGUGAGCACAAGAUUAUGGACUACAUCCGCCGCAAACGAAGCGACCCGAACCACGACCCGAAUAUGAAGCAUGUCAUUUAUGGCCUAGAUGCGGACUUGAUUAUGCUCUCGCUGGCGACGCACGAGCCGCAUUUCAAGGUGCUACGUGAAGAUGUAUUUGCGCAGGACAACAAGAGUCGUGGAUGUCAUCGAUGUGGACAGGAAGGGCACUAUGCCGCCAAUUGCGUAGCUGAGCGUGUGGAAAAACCUGUACCGGCCAAGAAGCCGUUCAUUUUCCUGGAUGUGCCGACGUUGCGCGAGUACUUGGCGGUGGAGCUGCAGACGCCCGGCAUUCCGUUCCCUUUUGACUUGGAACGUGCGAUUGACGAUUGGGUUUUUCUGAUUUUCUUUGUAGGCAACGAUUUCUUGCCGCACUUGCCCAGUCUAGAGAUUCGCGAGGGAGCGAUUGACACGCUGCUGAAGAUCUGGAAACGGGAGUUGCCUCGCAUGACAGGGUAUGUCACGAACAACGGCCGUGUCGAGUUACGGAAUGCCCAGCUGAUUCUCGAUGGGCUCGCGAAUCUGGAGGAUGAGAUUUUCCGCAAGCGCAAAGAGACCGAGGAGCGCCAAGAAGCGAACAAGCGCCGUCAUGCUGCGCGCGAUGGCAAGCCCAGGAACACAGAGGCAUCGACAAAGCCUGUGGCUGCCCCGCCAGUCGUUGCGCCGCCCGUGGUCGCGCCGAGCAAACCUGUGCCAGGCGCUCGUAACAAGGGCCCGAUCUUGCUGGAUGGCGAUAGUAUGGACGUGGUGAAGAACCGCGCACAGAUCCGCAUGGCCAACAUUAGUGCGGCCGAAACGAUGCGAGUAGAGCUGGCCGCCAAGAAGGGGACCAAGCGUGCGGCUGGCGCCCUCGAUACGUCUCGCAAGCGCGGCAAAGUCGAAGACUCGGCGCUGUUUCCGAUGGACGAAGAGAUGCCGCGCGAUACAGCUACGCCGUCAGAAGAUCGGGCCAAGGCGCUGGCCUCGGCCUUGGAAGGCACAGCGAACGAGUCGGACGACAUGCUCAAGAAGGAUGUAUUGGGGAAGGAGGCGCUCGUGAAGCAAGAAGACGAGAGCAGCGAGGCGGCUGUGAAGGAAGAGGAGAGUCCAGCGCUCAAGAAAGAGGAGGACGAAGAGCAAGACGAGAGAGGUGUGAAAGACGACGACGAUGAGGAUGGUGAUGACGACGACGACGACGAAGAAGAAGAAACGAGUCCUCUCACACGCAAAGUGAACGACGACGGCACGGUCGAGUACGAGGAUACCGUGAAACUGUACGAGCCAGGCUACCGGGAACGAUACUACCGCCAGAAGUUUGGCGUCGAGUUGUCUGAUACAGCGUUCCGUCGCGCUGUGGUCCAGAAAUACGUCGAAGGUCUCUGCUGGGUCCUUGCGUACUACUACCAGGGCUGCCCGUCGUGGAAAUGGUACUAUCCGUACCACUAUGCGCCGUUCGCUGCCGACUUUACUGAUAUGGCCUCGUUGGCCAUUGAGUUUGGCGAGAGUGAGCCGUUCCGUCCGUUUGAGCAGCUGAUGGGUGUGCUGCCGGCGGCCAGUAAGACCAAUUUGCCGGAACCAUUUCAGUGGCUCAUGACCGAUCCUGAGUCGGAGAUUGUGGACUUUUACCCCAGUGAGUUUUCUAUCGACAUGAACGGCAAGAAAAUGGCCUGGCAAGGUGUUGCCCUCUUGCCGUUCAUUGAUGAGAAACGCCUGCUCACCGCGCUUCAUAAACGGUACGGUCAGCUGACCAAGGACGAAGUCCGGCGCAACUCGUUCGGACGCAAUGUGCUGUUUGUGAAUGAGGAUGCGGAUCUGUACCCGGCCAUCAGCCGCAUGUAUGCGAAGCGCAACGAUGGCCAGCCGCAGCCUAUCGAUACCACGCGCAUUCGUCAGAUCGCCGGGACGAUGGAAGUCGAUCCCUCGUGUGUGCCAAGCUCGACAUUUUACUCGCCGCUCUCGUCGCUGCCGGAUAUGAAAGACAUUCAUAACGACCACAGCGUCUCGGUGUAUUACGACUUUCCUGCACAGCGUACACCGCAUCGCAGUGUCCUGCUUCGUGGCCUGCGCCUCCCACCACGCCGCCUUACCCCUGCGGACGCCGACUGGGUACGCCGUGGCGGGGGCGGUGGGCAUCGCGGUGGUGGCUUCGGAGGUCGUGGCGGUCGUGGCGGUCGACGAGAUGGAUGGAGUAGUCAAGGCGCCCUGUAUGGCCGUGAUGCACAUCCGGGAGGGCCGUACCAUGCGCCUUCGAAUGGUCCGUAUGGCGGUGGUCCUUAUGGCGGUGGCCCCUAUAAUGCUGGUCCCUAUAAUGCUGGCCCCUAUAAUGCUGGUCCCUAUAAUGCCGGUCCCUAUAAUGCUGGUCCGUACCAGCCAGCGCCCAGCGGGCCGUACGGCGGCGGGGCCUAUGCAGGGCACUAUGCGAACCCCUACGGCGGACACAACUACCAAGCCUAUGGCUACGGCCAGGCGACCAACUCCUUUGGCGCGUCGCCGUAUGGCCAUGCAGGCACGGCGUAUGGCUCUGCGUAUGGCCAGCCAUCUGCGUACGGCGGGUACGGUCAGGCCUCGCAUCCGUACAGCGGCUACGGUGGUCCGCCGCCGAAUCGCGGCGGCCGUGGAUCGCACCGCGGCGGUGCGUACAGGUAG
Messenger RNA from Malassezia pachydermatis, 3291 nucleotides. RefSeq lists its product as hypothetical. Gene Ontology annotation, biological process: nuclear-transcribed mRNA catabolic process. Gene Ontology annotation, molecular function: RNA binding; zinc ion binding; 5'-3' RNA exonuclease activity. Gene Ontology annotation, cellular component: nucleus. The record is from RefSeq and is a predicted model, not a curated record. Bases 1 to 3291 code for a protein of 1096 amino acids. Lineage: Eukaryota; Fungi; Basidiomycota; Malasseziomycetes; Malasseziales; Malasseziaceae. The transcript has 2 exons.